CAGUAAGAAGAAAAAAAUUUAUCAAAUAAAGAUAAAAUUAAAAUUAUUCAUCCCAUAAAAAAAGAAGAAGCAGCAGCAGAACUGGGAAUUAUUCUCUUUUGAUACUCAUCACAAAGCUGUUGUUGUUUUUAGUCAUCAUACAGAUAAUUAUAGUGUUGCCAACUUAUUAGCUUAAAGCAGUCGUCUGUCAAUUGGAAAGAUCACAAAGCAUUCCUAUACAAUAUUUUUACUGCCAAAAUUCCCUUAAUCUUAAGUCUGCAAUAUGGCACCCAUGCCCAGUAUUAAGAGCAACAACAACAACAACAAACCCAAUACAAAUUACUUAUAUGCCACAAAUGAUUCCGGUGAUAGCUGCUCGACACCUUCCAGUCCACCCUCAAGUACUGAACCCGGCAAAUCACAAUGUUCUUCCUUAUCCGAUGGCGAAUCCUUUGAGGGUUAUGGUGAAAAUGAAUUAGUUAGCAUACAUUCCGCACAUGAUCAUGUUGAUCAUUCUCUGUCCACCAAUGAUGGCAAUAGUAACUUAAAUGGCAGUUCUGGCAUAGAACUGGAUUUGGCACCGCAUGGCGGUAACAACUCCACGCCGCAACAUGAUGAUGAUGAUUUAAACUUUAUACCACGCGAUAAUUGGGCACGUAUGAGUCUCAGACGUACGCCCACCAAAAAUCCAGACAGUUUAGCCAAUCGUCGUUGGGGCUCCAUGAGAAACUCUGGCCGACGGCAUAUGGUGGGAUCCAAUGCCCUAGCCAACCAACUUUAUCGUUCUUCCAGUUUCAAUUCAUCGGGACGUAGUUCCAACUGUGAUAACUCAGAAUCUGAUAUGUAUCCCGACAUGGAGGAUGUACAAAAUAUUAACUAUAAGCUGGAAUUACUACAGCGUCAGGUAACAGAUUUAACGGAUACUAAAACCACAGUGGAGGAUCUGACUUCACGCACAAAAACCGAAUAUGCGGUGUUGCAGGCCCGCUAUCAUAUGCUGGAGGAGCAGUUUAGAGAAGCUGAAUUCCGUGCCGAGGAUCGUUUAGCCGAAGAACAAAAACGCCAUCGUGAGCUUCUGGCUCGUGUGGAACGUGAGGCUGCCCUACAAAACGAAAACUGUCAGAUUAAAAUCAAAACCAUAGAAAUCGAGGCCAAUGCCUUGCGUGAGGAGAAUCAACGUUUGCGUGUUUUGUGUGACAAACAGGCCAAUGAUCUGCAUCGCACCGAAGAGAAAUUCGAAUUGGCUAGAGAUCAAAUUGUAGUGCUGCAGCAAGAUCUAGAUGAGGCUGAGCAAAAAGAGCGUAAAUAUGAACAGGAAAAGAAAACCUCCGAAGAACUAAUGCUGGAGUUGAGUAAAGAGCUGGAGCGUUUAAGAGCCGAAACAGGGCCAGCCAUGCCCACCACCUCCCCCGAAUCCAUAAGACUGGAAGAGUUACAUCAAGAGCUAGAGGAAAUGAGACAAAAGAAUAGAGCUUUGGAAGAACAAAAUGAAGAACUGCAAGCAGCUGUUUUGACUAGAGGCGUGGAAGAGGGCCGCCAUUUGUUAAAUGGCACCUUAAAUAGUUUGGCUCAAGAAUUGGAAGAAAUGUCACAAGCUCAGGAUUCUGUGGAUUCAACCACAUUAGCAUCCUUAAGUCAGUUACAACAAGCCUUCCAGGAGAAAGAGGAAGAAAACACCCGCCUUAAACAUUAUAUCGAUACAAUAUUAUUAAAUAUUGUGGAAAAAUGUCCUCAAUUAUUGGAAGUUAAAGCCAUAAAUAAUAAAUAAUAAAACUAAACAAAUUCAAAUUUAAUUAAGGCCAACACAACAGAUUAUUAUUUUGUUUCUAAAUUAAGCAUUAAUAAUAAAAAGAUUUACAAAACCAUUUAAAAAAUUUAAUAAUUAAGAAACUUAAUAAAAGCUCGUUUAAUUUAAACCAAGUUUAACGAAACUAAGAGUUUAAUUUCUCUUAGUUAUUUGUUGCUUUAAGUUAAACGGCCUUUAAUCAUUUAUAUUUAAUAAAAGAUUUUAAAAUUUUAGUUAUUUCCUUUCCCAUUUAAAGAAUUUAUUUAAAUUUAAUUACCAUUAGCCUAAAUUAUUUAUUGUUAAACAAAAAGAAAUUUCUCAGAGAAAAUUCCAAAAUUAUUUCCCCCAAAUGACUUUAGCUUUUUUAUUGAAAAUCAAUUGUAUUCAAAACUAAAUAAAAAAAACAACUCCUUGUUAAAUUAGUAAAUAAAUUAUUAGUGUAUAAAGCAAAUUAAUUUUUUUUUUAUUUAGACUUUUAGUUUUAAGUUUAUUUUUUCAUUUGUUCUUUCUUUAUUUCUAUUUUAUAAUUAAAUAAAAAAAAAACUGUAAAAUAUAAACAAAACAAAUUUUUAAACUAAUAUUUAGUGUUACAUCCUUAUUAUUAACUAUAUAUAUAUAAAUAUUAUUAAAUCAAACUAUAAAGUAUAUUAUUAUUCUUAUUAUUAAUAAAUAUGUAUAAUUUUUUAAUAAAAUCAAAAACGAAA
Molecule: messenger RNA, 2469 nt
Organism: Calliphora vicina (urban bluebottle blowfly)
Lineage: Eukaryota; Metazoa; Arthropoda; Insecta; Diptera; Calliphoridae
Gene: nuf
Product: rab11 family-interacting protein nuf
Exons: 12
Coding region: 263-1747 (494 amino acids)
Biological process (GO): endocytic recycling; regulation of cytokinesis
Cellular component (GO): recycling endosome membrane; cleavage furrow; endocytic vesicle
Source: RefSeq, a predicted model, not a curated record